AUGACGAUGUUCAGUAACCGUGAAUCGAUCGAUCUUUUUGAAUAUCUAUGCAUCCAAAUAAAGAGAAUCGGCAUCCGAUCUGUCCAUGGAGUACCUGGCGAUUUCAACCUGGUAGCCCUAGACUACGUUGAAAAAUGCGGUCUUAGUUGGGUUGGAAACUGCAACGAACUCAACGCCGGCUAUGCGGCUGAUGGAUAUGCCCGCGUCAAUGGAAUGUCGGCAUUGAUGACGGUGAUGGGAGUUGGCGAGCUGUCCGCACUGAACGCCAUCGCCGGCGCAUUUGCCGAGUAUGUGCCUGUGGUUCAUAUUAUUGGCAAGCCAAGCCGACAGGCACAGAAGAACAGACUCUGUGUGCACCAUAGCCUUGGGAAUGGCGAUGUUAAUGUCUUUGACGAGAUGAGCCGCAGAGUCUCCUGUCUUACAGUCAACAUCGAAAAUGCGGAGACUGCGCCAUCAUUAAUCGAUGAAGCCAUUCGAACAUGCUGGAUUCAGAGUCGACCAGUGUCAAUUUACAUUCCGUGCGACAUGUUUCGCAUUCCAAUCCCAUGUCAAAAAUUGCACACUCAGCAUGUCUUCGGCCGACAUAUGCCCCCAGACGACGUGCGUGCACAUGAGCAACUUAUAGAUACGGCGAUGAGGGAGAUACAACAAGCUAAAAAUCCCGUUAUCUUGGUCGGGGGAUACGGAAUACAACACGGGGCAAAGGCAGAGCUUGAUGAGUUUCUGGCACAAGUCGACUUUCCUGUUUUUGCUGCCGGGUCAGGACUGGGUAUUGUUGAUUCAAGGCUCCCGCGCUUUGCUGGACUUUAUGUUGGCUCCUGCUCAGAUGAAAGGGUUUUAUCAAUGAUGAAACCCGCCGAUCUUGUGAUUUGCAUUGGUAACAUCCAGUCUGAUCUCGCUACCUCUGGCUUCAGCGGGGUUAUCGAUCAUACAAGAUUGAUUGAGAUUCAGAGGACCGAGACCACAGUCAAGGGACGAGUCUUUGACUGUGUGCAUGUUAACAACGUAUUGAGGGCUUUCACGGCGAAGCUACGUACAUCAUCCACGGGAUCCGUCUGUGUUGAUGCAAGUCAACAUAAUAGCGCUCCUAGCUUCGUUGGAAACAACACCCAAGGGCCCAUUUCGUCUGUGGAGAAAACAUCCCUCUUCAGAUCAGGACUUCAAAUGCUCACGACCUUCCAAAAAUCACUUAAUCCCUUCCCAUACCUGUGGCCUAAGGCGACGGGGGAAAUGGAACAUCUGUCUGAGAAGCCAACCUCAAUCACACACGACUGGUUUUGGACUAGCUUGGGGAAAUGGCUCAAGGCGGGAGACAUAAUCCUGACCGAAACAGGAACAGCAAGCUUCGGAAUCUGGAAUACGACACUCCCACCCGACAGCACCUUCAUAGCCCAGUACCUAUGGUCAAGCAUCGGGUACACCGUAGGGGCCUGUGAAGGGGCAGCCCAGGCAGUUCGCGAUUCAGCCAACCCCACACGGCGCACUGUUCUCUUCAUUGGAGAUGGCAGCCUUCAGUGUGGAUGCCAAGAGCUGAGCACAAUAAUCCGGCAAGGCCUCACGCCAAUCAUGCUGCUAACGCUUGGUGUCAGUUUUGUCAUAUGCAACAAUGGCUACACCGUCGAGCGAUUGAUCCACGGUGAGAAGCAGAUCUACAAUGAUAUUCAGCCGUGGGAUCAUCGACUGCUCCCUGCAGUUUUUGGCGCAGCCCCGGGCACGUAUCAGACCCACCGUGUCGAAAGCACGGCCGACCUUGAGGCAUUGUGGCGUUGUGCAAGUUUUACCAACUGCUCGUUUCUGCAGGUAAGAUCAUCUCAAAAAAAUAGCGUCUCAUACGAAGGAUCGAGAUCUGACAAUUUUCAGCUUAUCGAAUUGUGUGUUGCACAAGAAGAUGCGCCAUCUAACUUAAUUUCAUUAGCGCGAUCACUGCAUGAGCGAAACGCCUAA
Messenger RNA from Penicillium salamii, 1944 nucleotides. The record is from the annotation of a GenBank genome assembly. NCBI's taxonomy places the organism in Eukaryota, Fungi, Ascomycota, Eurotiomycetes, Eurotiales, Aspergillaceae.